Molecule: messenger RNA, 2085 nt
Organism: Neopsephotus bourkii (Bourke's parrot)
Lineage: Eukaryota; Metazoa; Chordata; Aves; Psittaciformes; Psittacidae
Gene: XKR5
Product: XK related 5
Biological process (GO): engulfment of apoptotic cell; apoptotic process involved in development; phosphatidylserine exposure on apoptotic cell surface
Cellular component (GO): plasma membrane
Source: RefSeq, a predicted model, not a curated record
AUGCGCGGGGCCUUCCCGGGGCUCUGCUUGGCGCUACUGGCGGCGGAGCGCGUGAGGCUCUGUGCCAUCAUCCACUACCUUGUCCACAGGCACCUGGGAUGGUUCGGUCUGACGGUCGCCUGUGUGGUGCCCGGCUACGCAGCUGAGAUCCUCAGCAUCCUCUAAUUCAGGGUGGAUGGCCGCCCACCCGGCUGCUGCCUCCUGGUGCUCCACCUCCUGCAGCUGGGCCUCUGGAAGCGGUACUGGGAUGUUCCGUGCAUGGUGGCAAAGACAGGCGGCAGUGCUGGUGCUGGGGAGGUGCUGAUGCAGCACGGGGACACAUGUGUGCUGCAGCUCCUGGAAGCCCUGCUGCAGACCCUGCCUCACCUCCUGCUGCAGGCAUACAUUGUUGUGGCAGUCAACUGAGUGGGCUUCAUCCCUGGUGUCAGCAUGGGGCUGUCCCUGCUGUCUCUCACCUGGGCUUUGGUCUCCUACAGCCACUUCACCUGCCUGCUCAAACCCAGUCACCUCUGCCCACCGGCCGCAGCCAUCCUCUGCCUGCUGCUCUGGAGGACGGGGAUGCUGGGGACCAUGGUCCUGGCCCUGGUGCUCUUUGCCAGGCUCUAUUCCUUUGGGGUUUCUGAUGUUGGCAGCAAGACCUGUGACCAUCUUCCCCAUGUCCCAUCCUGCUGUCAGCCGCAGAGGUGCUCCUGGUCCCGGAGCACUUUGCAGCAUCCCCUAGGAAUGGCUUUUCCCCUUCCAUCCUUUCCCCUCGCAGGUGUCCACUGGUUGCUCAUGUCCCUCUGGCUGGUGGCCCAGCAGACAGACAUUGUGGCCCAGCCCUGCCACUGGAGGUUGUUCAGUUGCCUGGUGGGAGCUGUGUACAUAUUCUGCUACAUUCGUGUCCGGCCCGGCCCCUCCAAGCACAGAGUGGAUGUGUUUUAUGCAGUAAUGCUGAUCGAGAACACCCUCCUGCUGCUGCUGGCCACUUGGUUCCUGCAGGCAAAGCUGAGGAACAGCCUGUGCGUCACUGGAGCUGUCAUGUCAGGGUCUGUAAUAGGUGCCGCAGCGCUGGUGCUGUGUUACAGCCUGCUCCAUCCCAAGUCCACAGAGAUCUGCCAGGGCUUCCUGGAGACAACCUGCAGCGCUGCAGCUGCCGGUGAUGAGGAGGUUGCUGGAGACAGCUCCCAGGAUGGGCAGAGCUUGGGAAUUUCUGGAGAUGGAGAGUCCUUGGGAGGGACACGGACCAGGGCAGAUCCCAAAAAUGGGAACAGCUCAUCGCUCCUGCAAGUCAGAGGGUGUUUGGAGGGCAGCUGGACAAACCAUCACCACUGGCUGCUGGUAAAGCUGGCCUUGAAGACAGGAGAUAUGUCCACGAUCAAUACAGCUUUUGGAGAUGGUGGCAUGGGAGAGGUUUAUCCUGGCACAUGGAUGAUGGGGAAACCCACCAGUGCUGAGCCUGAAGCAAACCUUUCCCUCCCCACAAGGGAAAUCGGUCUUGGAGGUGUUGAAUGUGAUCUGAGUGAUGGAAAAUCACAGGCGAUGGGGAAUGGAGGUGGCAGCAAGCCCAGCACCAGCACUGCGAGAACAGCACAGGAGGAUGGAGCAGGGCAGGAGCCUGAUUUUCCCUCAGCCAUAUCCUUUCCCAGCAGCUUCUCCCUGCAUCUGGCCAAGGGCUCUUCCAUGUAUUACAGUGCAAGUGCAGGAGGCAUCACCUCACCCAGUGAGAGGACAGUCCCAGCUACAAGCACGGCCCUGGUGCAAAGGGACAGCAAAGCCCAGCCUCCUCCAGGCUGCCUGGGAGAAGGAGGACAUAGAGAGGAUUUAUCCCUUGAGAUGAUGACCAUCAUCCCAAUCCUGGGCACUUGUGCCCACAAGCAUCUGCAGCACAGCUCAACCCUCAGCAGCACAGGUGGCUGUGGGGUGGUGGGUCACCCCAAAGAGGGCUUGGAGCCUGUGGCUGGGGGAGCACUUGUGGAGCGUCACUGCCUUUGGGACACCCACUGUGGCACACUGGGGACUGUUGUGAGGAGCAGGCUGAGGCCACCGUGCUUCACCUCUACCCCCAGGGCUGACCCUGCAUGCCCACAGUGAGGGCUGGGGGAG